CCAUUUUACAUUGAGAAAAAAGAGAUCAAGGGCCUUCUCCACAACAAGAUUAGUUCUCGGCUUUACUGUACCGGUAUUAAUUGGAUGCUCACGUUAGGUCGUUUGUUAAACGUUGAGUCCCCUAACAGAACAGGCGUCCUCCGCCUAGACUGCCUAUGAUCCUACGACCCUCCGACCGACAGUUUGAAUAUCCCUCCACUUUCUUCCGGUCUCCAUCAUUUCCCGCUUCUUGGACCAUCCCAUCAAUCUCAAUCUCCCUCCACACCCUCUUGACCCCCUUUUACCUCUUUUUUUCUUCCUUCUCUUUUUUCUAUUCCCCCCUCUCCCGUCGUAAUCGCUUCCCUUCUCACAUCAGAGAGUAUUCCUUUCUCUGUUGCCUUGUCGAGUUGGUGGUCGUCGCCUCCUUUGAUUCGUCCCUUUUUUUUCUGUGGCUGUCCCCAGCUCAGCUAGGCCUCAACGCCUUGCCCCUCCACCUCCCACCGCGUUUCUGGGUCAUCCGCCUUGAAUAGUUGGAAGUAAUAGAACUGUCACUCAGGGAAUACCAAAAUCAAUGUGGUAAACGAUAUCGACGAAUAACCCUUCUAAUCUUCGAAUCGAAUCCAACAUCAUGGCUUCGAUUCUUCUGCCGAAGCGCUUCCGCGGCGAGGCGCCCGUCACCGAAAAAACUACACCGUCAUGGGCCUCCAAGCGACUUACGCCCAUCGCCCAGUUCCUCUCCCGACUCGCGUGCUCUCACCCGAUCCAUACCGUCGUCGUUGUCGCCGUCCUCGCGAGCACCUCAUACGUCGGCCUUCUUCAGGAGAGCCUCUUUAACACCGACGUUGAAAGUGCUACUCUUGGCAAGGCCGAUUGGUCUACCCUCGUUGAGGGUAGCAGAGUCCUACGCGCAGGACCUGAGACUGCUUGGAACUGGAAGGCCGUCGAGCAGGACGCCGUUCCCGAUGCUGGCUCGGAUGCCGACCACCUUGCCCUCCUGACUCUUGUCUUCCCCGACAGCCUCUCCGCCGAAUCCUCCAGCACUGCUCCUCGCUCUCACCACGUACCUAUCCCUCAGAACCUGUCUAUUACGUCUCUUCCCUCUACCGAGAACCCGUUCACCGCCUACUCCCAGGACAGCAUUCUCGCCUACGCUCUUCCCUACUCUGAGGGCCCCGAGUUCCUGGCUGCUGCCCAGGAGAUUCCCAACGAAGAUGCCGUCGAGAUUGAGACCAAGCACGGACGCGAGAAGAAAACAUGGAUCAUGAAGGCUGCCAAGGUCAACACCCGCAACAGCGUUGUCCAGUGGGUCAGCAAUGCUUGGACUGAGUUCGUCGACCUUCUCAAGAACGCCGAGACUCUCGAUAUUGUCAUCAUGCUUCUUGGUUAUAUCGCUAUGCACCUGACCUUUGUUUCCCUCUUCCUCUCUAUGCGCAAGAUGGGUUCCAAGUUCUGGCUCGGUGUCUGCACUCUGUUCUCCUCUGUCUUUGCCUUCCUCUUUGGUCUUGUGGUCACUACCAAGCUGGGUGUUCCCAUCAGCGUCAUACUUCUGUCUGAGGGUCUCCCCUUCUUGGUUGUCACCAUUGGAUUCGAGAAGAACAUUGUUCUCACCCGUGCCGUCAUGUCCCACGCCAUUGAGCAUCGACGAAUCCAGGCUCAGAACUCCAAGUCUGGCAAGCGAUCUCCUGAGCGCUCCAUGCAGAACAUGAUUCAAUACGCUGUUCAGGCCGCCAUCAAGGAGAAGGGUUUCGAGAUCAUCCGCGAUUACGCUAUUGAGAUCGUCAUUCUCGUCAUUGGUGCUGCUUCUGGUGUUCAGGGUGGUCUUCAGCAGUUCUGCUUCUUGGCCGCCUGGACCCUGUUCUUCGACUUCAUCCUCCUCUUCACUUUCUACACUGCCAUUCUCAGCAUCAAGCUUGAAAUCAACCGUAUCAAGCGCCAUGUUGAUAUGCGUAUGGCCCUUGAGGAUGAUGGUGUCAGCCGCCGUGUUGCCGAGAACGUCGCCAAGGGUGAUGAUGAUUUGAACCGCGUCAAGGGCGACACCUCUCUGUUCGGCCGCAAGAGCAGCAGCAUUCCCAAGUUCAAGGUCUUGAUGAUUCUCGGCUUCAUCUUCGUCAACAUUGUCAACAUCUGCUCGAUCCCAUUCCGCAACCCCAGCUCUAUGUCCACCAUCCGAACUUGGGCCAGCAGUCUGGGCGGCGUCAUCGCUCCUCUCUCCGUUGACCCCUUCAAGGUUGCCUCCAACGGUCUGGAUGCUAUCCUCGCUACCGCCAAGGCCAACAACCGACCUACCUUGGUCACUGUCUUGACUCCCAUCAAGUACGAGCUCGAGUACCCUUCGAUCCACUACGCCCUAGGUUCUGCUGCCAACAGCCCUGCCUACAACGAUGCUUUCCACCACCACUUCCAGGGCUACGGUGUCGGCGGCCGCAUGGUUGGCGGUAUUCUCAAGUCUCUUGAGGAUCCCGUUCUGUCCAAGUGGAUUGUCAUUGCCCUUGCUCUCAGUGUCGCUCUUAACGGCUACCUCUUCAACGUCGCUCGCUGGGGAAUCAAGGACCCCAAUGUCCCUGAGCACAGCAUCGACCGAAACGAGCUCGCCCGUGCGCAGCAGUUCAACGACACCGGCUCCGCUACUCUUCCUCUCGGCGAAUACGUUCCUCCCACUCCUAUGCGAACCCAGCCCAGCACUCCUGCUAUUACCGACGACGAGGCCGAGGGUCUUCACAUGACCAAGGCUCGCCCUGCCAACCUGCCCAACCGAAGUAAUGAAGAACUCGAGAAGCUCCUGUCCGAGAAGCGCGUCCGCGAGAUGACCGACGAGGAAGUUAUUUCCCUCUCUAUGCGUGGCAAGAUUCCUGGUUACGCACUUGAGAAGACCCUCGGUGACUUCACCCGCGCUGUUAAGAUCCGACGAAGCAUUAUCGCCCGUAACAAGGCCACCACCGAUGUUACCCACUCGCUCGACCGAUCCAAGCUACCUUACGAGAACUAUAACUGGGAGCGCGUCUUCGGCGCAUGCUGUGAGAACGUCAUUGGAUACAUGCCUCUGCCCGUCGGUGUUGCUGGUCCUCUCGUCAUUGAUGGACAGAGCUACUUCAUCCCUAUGGCCACUACUGAGGGUGUCUUGGUUGCCAGUGCCAGUCGAGGUUGCAAGGCCAUCAACUCUGGUGGCGGUGCUAUCACUGUCCUCACUGCUGAUGGUAUGACUCGUGGCCCUUGUGUUGCUUUCGAGACUCUUGAGCGCGCUGGUGCUGCCAAGCUCUGGCUUGACUCUGAGGCUGGUCAGGAUAUGAUGAAGAAGGCCUUCAACUCCACUAGUCGCUUUGCCCGUCUCCAGUCCAUGAAGACUGCUCUUGCUGGUACCAACCUGUACAUUCGAUUCAAGACCACCACCGGUGACGCUAUGGGUAUGAACAUGAUUUCCAAGGGUGUCGAGCACGCUCUGAGCGUCAUGGCCAACGAUGGAGGUUUCGACGACAUGCAGAUCAUCUCUGUCUCUGGUAACUACUGUACGGAUAAGAAGGCUGCGGCCCUCAACUGGAUCGACGGACGUGGUAAGGGUGUUGUUGCUGAGGCCAUCAUCCCCGGUGAGGUUGUUCGCAGCGUUCUCAAGAGCGAUGUCGACUCUCUUGUUGAGCUCAACGUUGCCAAGAACCUGAUCGGUUCCGCUAUGGCUGGCUCAGUCGGUGGUUUCAACGCCCACGCUGCCAACAUUGUCGCUGCUAUUUUCCUGGCCACUGGUCAGGACCCUGCUCAGGUUGUUGAGAGCGCCAACUGUAUCACCAUCAUGAAGAAGUAAGUUUGUCCCAGAAAUCAAGCCGAACACACGCUAACAUUUACAGCCUCAAUGGAGCUCUUCAGAUCUCCGUCUCUAUGCCAUCGCUUGAGGUCGGAACUCUUGGUGGUGGUACCAUCCUCGAGCCUCAGAGCGCCAUGCUCGACAUCCUUGGUGUCCGAGGCUCUCACCCCACCAACCCUGGAGACAACGCCCGCCGUCUUGCCCGCAUCAUCGGCGCAGCCGUUCUCGCAGGCGAGCUUUCUCUCUGCAGUGCCCUGGCCGCGGGUCAUCUCGUCCGGGCUCACAUGCAGCACAACCGAAGUGCCGCUCCCUCUCGCAGCACCACCCCCGCUCCUCCCAUGACACCCGUCUCCUUGGCCAUGACCAAUGCCCAGGAGCGCUCAGCGUCAACAACAUCGAUGAGCGCCGCUGCUAUUCAGAGGUCAAAGCGAUAGACGAAUAACUUUGCAUUUGAAGGAGUAGAGGCGAGCGGAUGAUAAAAAGUUAACAUAGACGAGAACAUGUAUGAGUAUGAUACACUACACACAUGGUCUGGGAUGGAGUGGAUGGUCACACAGCAUGGAGUUUUUGCAUUGGACAUUCUGGAAAGAUGAGAGCAUCCAUACAUACAUACAUAUACAGCCGUCGAAAGAUGGCAAUAUUGAAGAUGGUAGUUAUGUUAAAGUGCCACUUCGCAAUUCAAUUUUAAUCAUUUUUUUGUUAAAUCAUGCAUAUGCCUUUACUCUCGCCACUACAUCUCCAUCAAUAGACGUGAACUUGAUGCCCUUGUCCUCCAUGCCUCUCUUGCACUCCUCCCACUUAUCAGGCAUGACAGGCUUUGUCCCUUCAUUAACAAUCCAGGUGGUAUAUCCCUCCUGCAGCGCAUCCUCCGCCGUGGCUUUGACGCAAAAGUCAGCUGCCAAUCCAACCACAAAAACAUCCGUAACACCCUGUUCACUCAACAUGCCCGCGAGUCCACUAUCACUCACCCUAAACGGAUCAUAAAACGCACUAUACAUCUCCACGCGCUCAUCCUGGCCCUUUUCAAUAACAGCAUGAACACGCGAGACAUCUAGCUCCGGUACCAGCUCACAGCCCGGCGUGCCUUGGACGCAGUGCGUUGGCCAUAAAGUUGUCGUGUAGCUCUGGGAAGGGUCGUCAGGGUGCUGGAUUGUUGUGGUUGAUGUGUAGGGUGUUGAGGAGGCGUGGUUUGAGGCGAAGGAUAUGUGGGAGGAUGGGUGGAAGUCUUUUGUUGCGAGGAUGAGGGGGAAGGGGAGGGUUGUUAGGUGGUUUAUUGGGGAGGCGAUUGUGCGGCCUGAAGGGACGGCGAGGGAGCCGGACUGGAGAUGUUAGCUGGGCUUGAGUGAGAUGGGAGGCGAAUAGAGGUGGUGAUGGAUGAGAAGGCGUGGCGUGGUACACUUAUACCAACAUGAUGGUCUCAUAGCAAGCGUUGAAAGCCGUGAGAUAUGACACCCAACAACGUGUGUGUCCAGACUCCGCGCAAGUCAUGCUGAGCUUUCAACAUCCUCAUGUCUUGACAUCAAAUAUUCCUGCAGAAUAUCCACAUGGCUUCACAUGAAGCCAUGCCCAACUCAUUCCCC
Fusarium odoratissimum NRRL 54006 is the source of this 5352-nucleotide messenger RNA. RefSeq names its product 3-hydroxy-3-methylglutaryl-coenzyme A reductase. The transcript has 2 exons. Gene Ontology annotation, cellular component: endoplasmic reticulum membrane; peroxisomal membrane. The record is from RefSeq and is a predicted model, not a curated record. Gene Ontology annotation, biological process: ergosterol biosynthetic process; coenzyme A metabolic process; isoprenoid biosynthetic process. Gene Ontology annotation, molecular function: protein binding; hydroxymethylglutaryl-CoA reductase (NADPH) activity. Lineage: Eukaryota; Fungi; Ascomycota; Sordariomycetes; Hypocreales; Nectriaceae. The coding region runs from base 608 to 3772 and encodes 1054 amino acids.